GACACUGUCUUCAAGCUGAGAUUUGAAGAUGGGAACCCUUAUGUGGGUGGCUUGCACUUCCAGUAGGAAGACUGUGUAACAUUGGAAAUGCAGAACUCUGGGUUUUAAUUCUCCUUUAGCUAUAAAAUAUGUGGAUCUCAUUUUCCUUCUCUGUACUCUAAACCUUUGGGAUCCUUCCCAUCUUGGUUGCCUUAGCAGUUUUUUGAGGGAAGAUGGAGGGAAAGUUAGGGCUUAACCAACAGCCACAGCCGGCCUGUCUGCUAGGAGCCCGGGAGUCAGCUUGCAAAAUCUUGAAGAAUCAACCCCUGUGAUUCUGCUGCCUGUGAUCCUGGGAAGGACUGCUGUCAAAACCUGUGUUUUCACCUUUGUUAGUAAAUUCAGACCCGUGGCCUUUAAUAAACCGAUGAGAAAUUUAAGUUGAACAACUUUACCCCCAAGCCCUUACAUCAUAAUCUACCUUUCAGUUCUGGCACAGAAUUCUUGCUUACCAGGGUUCCUCGGGAUUUUCAGCUCAGCCCCUGGGGCUGCUGGCCCUUCGUGGGAAGAGCACUUAGGGGAGGGGCGUGCCACGCGCCUUGGAGCACCCUCCCGGUCAGUUCAAACGACCUCGAGACCUGGCGGGUUGGUGGAGAGCAGAAGGGAGGGAGAGAAGGUAGGAGCCUGGGCCUACCUCUCGACCCCAAGCUCCCAGCUCCAUGGUCCCCGCCGCCUGCAUGCUGCUCUGGGCCCUGCUGCUUAGUCUGGGGUCCCGGGCGGCGGGGGCCCAAGACCAGACGUCAAACCCAACCGCCACCCCGACUGGGGUGCAGCGGAUCAGCUUCCGCUUUGGGGGCCCAGCCCGCAGCCUCCGGAGCACAGGCGUCACCAGCCGGAACAGUGUACUCCGGAAGACGAGGGUAACUCUGGAGGAUGAGAAUGACGCCCUAGCCACUGCUGACCGCCUGGCCGCCCCGGCAGCCGCUGAGCUCCUGUCCACUGUGACAGGCAUUAGCCGGUCGUCAUUGGCCACCUCCGAUUAUGAGGAUGGCUCCUUGGAAGAGGGGGUUGUGGUUGAUACCAAAAAACCCACUGUGUAUUCGACCCCCAAUACGAUGGGAAGUAUUAGCACCAGUAGGUUUACAGCCAAUAGCCAGGAGCGAGAGAUUAGGAUGACCACCGAUAUGCCAUUCGUCACUUCAAAGUCUACUACUGUGGACCUGACUUCUGAAACCACCCUGCACCAGUGGUCAUCGACACCUGGGUCCACCCCAAACUCGUGGCCGUCAUCCUCACCCACAGCCAUGCCAUCUCCCGAGGAUCUACGGGUGGUGUUGUUGCCUUGGGGACCGUGGCACUGCCAUUGUAAGUCGGGUACCAUGAGCAGGAGCCGUGCUGGAAAGCUGCAUGGCCUUUCUGGGCGCCUUCGAGUUGGGGCACUGAGCGAACUCCGCACAGAGCACCGGCCUUGCACCUACCAGCAAUGUCCUUGCAACAAGCUCCGGGAGGAGUGCCCUCUGGACUCGAGUCUGUGUACUGAAAAUAGCUGCAGCUCUCAUACCACCGUGAUCAGCACCGCCUCUCUUCGGGUCCCUGUUCACCUGAGACGCAGACCCAUCCUCCCAUCCACUAGCCCGAGCCCUAGCCCAGCUCUUGCAUUUUGGAAACGUGUCAGAAUCGGCCUAGAGGAUAUCUGGAAUAGCCUUUCUUCAGUGUUCACAGAGAUGCAACCAAUAGAAAGAACCCAGAGGUAAUGGCCACAUCGCCUUCAAGAGAAGAUGUCUGCAUUGUAACCUUCCUUUUCAACCCCAGCACCCACUACAUAUUUUUAAUACAGAAAAAAAA
Molecule: messenger RNA, 1821 nt
Organism: Phodopus roborovskii (desert hamster)
Lineage: Eukaryota; Metazoa; Chordata; Mammalia; Rodentia; Cricetidae
Gene: CUNH1orf56
Product: chromosome unknown C1orf56 homolog
Exons: 2
Coding region: 696-1730 (344 amino acids)
Biological process (GO): regulation of cell population proliferation
Source: RefSeq, a predicted model, not a curated record